UGACAUUUUGUUAUAAUGGACAGAACACACAUAAUUGAUUUGUGCAACAUGUUGCUCUGGCUGCUUAUCAUUUUGACGCUGCUGUGCGGCUUUAUUUUCACGAAGACAACCAAAGGCAUACCCAAGUCCUGGUUCGAAUGGAAGACUGAGUUCCGCUAUCAAUAUCUGGGCAUUGUUGGACUCAUACAUGAUGCACAAUACGCCUCCAGGGAUCGUGUGGCACUUUAUAAACAACCGGAUCGCAUUGCUGUCAUUACGGGUGGCAAUCGCGGCAUUGGCCUGCGCAUUGUAGAGAAAUUACUAGCUUGCGACAUGACUGUUAUAAUGGGCGUUCGGGAUCCGCGCAGUGCCGAAGACGCUGUUGGCGGCAUUGUCGAUCUGAGUCAGACGAAAGGCAAACUGAUUUGCGAACAGCUCGAUGUAGGAGAUAUGAAGUCGGUGCGUGCCUUUGCGCAGAAGAUCUCGCAGACAUAUGCCAAAGUUGAUUUGCUGAUAAACAAUGCGGGCAUUAUGUUCGCGCCAUUCAAGCUGACGGCCGAUGGCUACGAAUCGCACUUUGCCAUCAAUUACCUGGGCCACUUCAUGCUCACCCACCUGCUGCUGCCGAAGCUGCGUGCGGCCGGCAAGCCGGGCAGAAAUGCGCGCAUUGUGAACGUUAGCUCCUGUGUGAAUCUGAUUGGCCGCAUCAACUACAAGGACCUCAAUGGACUCAAAAACUAUUAUCCCGGCACUGCGUACAGCCAGUCGAAGCUGGCACAGAUUCUGUUCACACGCCACCUGCAGACGUUGCUGGAUGCGGAGAAGGCCAACGUGCAGGUGAAUGUGGUGCAUCCGGGCAUUGUGGACACGGAUCUGUUUGAGCACUCGGCCACGACGGCGGUGCCGUUCUUCAAGAAGCUCUUCUUCAAGACGCCUGAACGUGGCUCACGCACCGUUGUCUUCGCUGCCAUAGAUCCGUCCAUCGAGGGCCAGGGAGGCACCUAUCUGAGCAACGGCGGCAAGGGGCCCUUCCAUGCGGACGCCAAGCAGCCGGCCAAGUGCGAAAAAUUCUUUGAGCACUCCUGCGCACUGCUGAAGAUCAAGCAGUACGGCAACGGCGAAUAUCCACUCUAAUAGGCUCAAUUAUUUAUGUAUGACAUUCACUAACAUUCCCCAACUGGUGCAACGUAAUUUUCUGUUAAGUAAUUUCAUGUUUAAUAUCAUCUAAAAUU
Molecule: messenger RNA, 1211 nt
Organism: Drosophila navojoa
Lineage: Eukaryota; Metazoa; Arthropoda; Insecta; Diptera; Drosophilidae
Product: polyprenol dehydrogenase
Source: RefSeq, a predicted model, not a curated record